AUGAAGGUCUCUGUGGUCACUUGUUUCUUGUCAGCUAGCGCAUCGGCGCAUACAAUCUUCACUCAAUUGCACGUCAACGGCGUGGGGCAAGGACAUACCAAAGGAAUCCGGGUGCCGCACGACACACAGACCUACGACGGACCAAUUCAAGACGUAACGUCUAACGAUGUCAUAUGUAAUGGCGGCAUAAACCCCUACAGAACGCCUCUUCCCAAAGACAUCAUCAAUGUCAAAGCCGGAGACAAGCUCACUGCCGAGUGGCACCACACGCUUGAUUCUAAACCUGAGACGGAUAAGUCAGAUCCCAUCGACCCCGGUCAUCUAGGCCCCAUUAUGGUUUAUCUCGCCAAAGUCGAUGAUGCUUUGUCUACCACAGUGACGGGACUCAAGUGGUUCAAGAUCUACGAGGAUGGUAUGGAUGCCAAUGGCGAGUGGGCAGUUACGAGGCUUUACAACAACAAGGGUCUAGUAGACUUUGUACUUCCGUCUUGCAUUCCGAGUGGACAAUACCUCCUCCGAGCCGAACUUAUCGCUCUCCAUGCUGCGAGUAAUUACCCGGGUGCUCAACUCUACAUGGAAUGUGCCCAGAUAAACGUAACAGGAGGUGGUACUGCCAGUCCGGCUACAGUCAGCUUCCCGGGUGCAUACAAAGCGACUGAUCCAGGCAUCAAGUUUCAGCUCUACUGGCCGAAACCGACAAGCUAUACCAUCCCAGGACCGAGGCCGUUCACCUGCUCUGCGAAGAUUAGGUAA
Messenger RNA from Alternaria arborescens, 753 nucleotides. RefSeq lists its product as hypothetical. The transcript has 6 exons. Lineage: Eukaryota; Fungi; Ascomycota; Dothideomycetes; Pleosporales; Pleosporaceae. The coding region runs from base 1 to 753 and encodes 250 amino acids. The record is from RefSeq and is a predicted model, not a curated record.